Molecule: messenger RNA, 1748 nt
Organism: Poecilia reticulata (guppy)
Lineage: Eukaryota; Metazoa; Chordata; Actinopteri; Cyprinodontiformes; Poeciliidae
Source: RefSeq, a predicted model, not a curated record
CUGUUGCUAUGGAAACAGGGCCGGUCCAGGUGGAGCCACUGGCUGGCGUCUAUCAGCCACAUGGGGGUAUGGAUGAGCGGCGCUGGGGAAAGUGGAGUCUACACGCUUCUUAAAGGAGGUUUCGUGGAAUCGAGCGGCCGAGCCGUGAUUCCUCUGCGGAAGACGGAUCAUCUGAAGGCGGCGUGUUUUUUCAGCUUCCGUGGGGAGCGGCAGCUCCAAGAAACACCACUCCUCAUUCAACUCGGCGUGGACUGGAGCCUCCCGGAGGAGGAAAUGCGGCUGUUUCUGGGCGUUCUUCUUAGGGGAUCACAGACUGACUGAAGCCCGUCUCUGCAGUCAAACAGCUGGGAAGUUGUUUUCACUGGAUGGAUGGAUGGAUGGAUGGAUGGAUGGGUCUGUCUCUGAGGAGCGGGGCGGGCAGCCGGAGGAGCAACACCCAGGAAAAUGAUGCAUCAUGGAGGAGCAACCGCUGAACUUUGAGCAACAAAUUCACCUCGGAGCUGCCGGCGGCAUGGGGAGCCGCGGAGACCAGGAGCUGUCGGAGCGACCCUGAGGAGCCACUCUCUUUGUUUUACUGGAUCUUCUUGCUGACUCUGUCAGUGAGGACCUGCCGGGGGACGGUGCAGCAGGCUCUGCUGUGAUGCUUCAUCUCCAUUCCUGUUCUGUCAGUGUCGGUGUCUCCAGCAAGAUUUUCGCAGUCUCAGAAUGGCUCGUUUUGAAGACGAUGCGUCCAGCCGCUUCAGAGGCAGCGGCCCCACGGGGCCAGCCAGAGGGGCCAACCGGCAGCCGGGGCCUCCGGGGGGCCAGAGGAUGUACAAACAGACCAUUUCUCAGAGAGCCAGGACCAUGGCUAUUUACAACCCCAUUCCAGUCAAACAGAACUGCCUCACCGUCAACCGCUCCCUGUUUAUCUUUAGCGAGGAUAAUAUCAUCCGGAAAUAUGCCAAAAAGAUCACAGAAUGGCCUCCAUUCGAAUACAUGAUCCUGGCCACCAUCAUAGCAAACUGCAUUGUUCUGGCCUUGGAGCAACACCUGCCAGCUUUGGACAAAACCCCGCUGUCAGAACGUUUGGAUGACACAGAGCCCUACUUUAUUGGAAUAUUUUGCUUUGAGGCAGGCAUCAAGAUCAUUGCCUUGGGUUUUGCUUUUCACAAAGGCUCCUACCUACGUAAUGGCUGGAAUGUAAUGGACUUUGUGGUGGUCCUAACAGGGAUCCUGGCCACUGUAGGGGCUGAUUUUGAUCUGAGAACACUGAGAGCAGUCAGAGUCCUGCGGCCUCUCAAACUCGUCUCUGGCAUUCCAAGCCUUCAAGUGGUGUUGAAGUCCAUUAUGAAAGCGAUGGUACCUCUGCUCCAGAUCGGAAUGCUGCUUUUCUUCGCCAUUCUCAUGUUUGCCAUCAUCGGCCUGGACUUCUACAUUGGCAAAUUUCAUCGAACAUGUUUCAAGAAUGGAACAAAAGAGCAGGUGGCAGAUUUCCCUUGUGGACCUGAACCUCCAGCAAGGACCUGUGGCAAAGGGAAUAUCUGUGAAGAGUACUGGCUUGGACCUAACUUUGGGAUCACAAACUUUGACAACAUCCUGUUUGCCAUUCUCACUGUUUUCCAGUGUAUCACCAUGGAAGGAUGGGUGGACAUCCUGUACAAUGCCAAUGAUGCCUCUGGGAACAUGUGGAACUGGCUCUACUUCAUCCCUCUCAUCAUUAUUGGGUCGUUCUUCAUGCUCAACCUGGUGCUGGGCGUGCUGUCAGG